This is a messenger RNA of Pichia membranifaciens NRRL Y-2026, 891 nucleotides long. RefSeq lists its product as hypothetical. The coding region runs from base 1 to 891 and encodes 296 amino acids. The transcript has a single exon. The record is from RefSeq and is a predicted model, not a curated record. NCBI's taxonomy places the organism in Eukaryota, Fungi, Ascomycota, Pichiomycetes, Pichiales, Pichiaceae.
AUGACAAGAGUUGAAAACCUGUUCAAGUCUAUGAAAAAGUCCUACAAGGAACACAAAGCUAAAAGCAAUUUGGAAAAAGCGGUACAACUAGCGUUAGGAAGUCAAUUCAGAAUGGAAGACCUCGACAACAGCAUCGCCAAAACGCAAAACGACCAAUAUAUAGUCACCUCUUUGACCUCAAUCUUGGACCCAAACAAUUCUUUCCAGAGAUACCCUGUAUUGUCACCAGCCGCAAAGCAGCGUUCUAGGCCACACUGUUCAGUGAAACGCAAAAAAAACUCGAAAAAGAAAGACCAAGAGCACCUUCUCUUCUUUCCCAGCGAAGAUGCGUUAUCCUCUUCUACUACUCCUUCUCCUUCUCCUACUCCCGCUGUCCCUUCCAAUGCGCUGUACCUCAAUAGGAUACUGGCAAAACACAAGGCCUCGCAGGUUUACUACAGAAAUACAAAAGACGAUGCGGUCGCAUUGGGGUGUACUUUCCGAACCCUCAAAUUGGUUGUCGCCAUGGACAACCAUUUCAGCUUGUCCAAGUUACCGUCGUCUCAGAGCUUGAGGCUUCUAAUCAAAAACCAAAGCUUUGUAGAUAAAUAUCCUGAGCCAGCAGUGGCGGAGGCCAACACCUGUCGAGUUUCCUUCAGUGAGGAUGUCCAGACAAAAAUUUUUGACACCGAGGACUUGCCGAUGCCGGCACAUGCGAGAAGAUCGGAACAAGCCAAAAGAACAAUCUUGAGAAACCAUUCCAAUGACAAUUUUUUGCUGGAAAGCCAACUCUCCCAUGACUGUGAUGAAAUUGAUAGCGGUCUGUUCAUACGUUUGGUUGACAUGUCAAUGAAGAAAAGAGUGAAACAAUACUGCAUAUCGAAAUUGUUCCAGAAUCAAAAAAUUCAAUGA